UGUUGCUCAGGAGUUGAACGGUUUAGACCCGAAUUUCGAUGGUGGUCAACCAUCAGCCGGACCAACUAAUUCCAACAAUUCGGCUGCGUCUCCUGGUCCGCAACUCUCAGCCCCAAAUGUCACCCGAGCAGGCCCUACGGUAAUGUCUCUCCCAGGAAACCAACCCGUGGGAUUUAACCGUUCUACAAAUGCCAUGUCAGCAUCACCAAAUUCACUCUUAGUGCGCAGAGCUACUGUGACAGUUCCUGCUCAUGUUAGAGGAGAGCUGAAUACCGCCAUUAUCGGGCUUGGGGACAAUGGUGGUUACGGUGGUGGUUGGUCCAUCUGCUGAUAAUACACUUGACAGUCACAAUACACCUACAAAUACAGAACAUCAAGAGUUGCAAUUCAUUCGAUUUGUGACUAAAGGAACAAUUACGACUUCUACACCUAAUAGCACACCAUAUUGGAUACCCGAUGUUGAUGCUGAAUACAUCCCUAUUAUAAACAGUACGUUUAACAGUUGGGAGUACGUUGAAUCCAAUGAUACUGAUGAAGAUGUUGAUGAUGAUGCUAAAGACCCUGCAUAUAUAUAUAUGAACCUGAGUAACCUCGUAGACAUUCAUCCAGGCGUCAUAAAACAUUCAACGAUUCUUGAUUAUCCUAUAUAUAAUGACAAAUAGUUUCUAAUCAUUAUUCUUUUUGUUUACAAACAUUUUGCACUGUCUGUAUACGUAUUCAUAUGUUAUGAUUGUGAUCAUGAUACUUUGAUAUCAAUUAAAUUACUUA
Helianthus annuus (common sunflower) is the source of this 768-nucleotide messenger RNA. RefSeq lists its product as uncharacterized. The coding region runs from base 297 to 662 and encodes 121 amino acids. The record is from RefSeq and is a predicted model, not a curated record. Lineage: Eukaryota; Viridiplantae; Streptophyta; Magnoliopsida; Asterales; Asteraceae. The transcript is spliced from 2 exons.